UCUCAAAUUUUACUGAGUCAGGCAUGCUGAGGUUAUGUUUAUUGUUCUAUAAUAAUUAAUUCUAAGUUUUCUCAAUCUAUUGACUCGUGAUUAGUUUGUGUUUGUGUUAAACAUUUUUUACUGGAGUCUAAAAUUAUGGCGAGUUCUAGUAAAACUUUGGAAGAUAAAUUUAUGUGGGAGGAUGGAGAGGAAUCACUUGGAGAAGAAGUGUUGCGUAUGUCAACAGAUGAUAUUGUAGGCAGAACCCGUCUCUUGGACAAUGAAAUUAAAAUUAUGAAGAGCGAUGUCAUGCGAAUUUCUCAUGAACUUCAGGCGCAAAACGAGAAAAUUAAAGAGAACACUGAAAAAAUUAAAGUUAAUAAAACACUUCCUUACUUGGUUUCCAAUGUCAUUGAGCUCUUGGAUGUUGACCCACAAGACACAGAAGAAGAUGGUGCAGUAGUAGACUUAGAUGCACAACGGAAAGGAAAAUGUGCCGUCAUCAAAACAUCCACUCGCCAGACAUAUUUCCUGCCAGUGAUCGGACUGGUGGACGUUGAGAAGCUGAAGCCUGGUGACUUGGUGGGAGUAAACAAGGACUCUUACUUAAUUCUGGAGACUCUGCCAGCUGAGUACGACGCGCGAGUGAAGGCGAUGGAGGUGGACGAGCGGCCCACCGAGCAGUACUCGGACAUCGGAGGACUGGACAAGCAGAUACAAGAGCUUAUUGAAGCCGUUGUUCUGCCCAUGACCCACAAAGAGAAGUUUGAGAACCUGGGUAUACAACCUCCCAAGGGUGUUUUGCUCUAUGGACCUCCAGGAACAGGAAAGACGUUACUGGCUCGAGCGUGCGCUGCUCAGACCAAGUCAACCUUCCUCAAGCUGGCUGGUCCUCAGUUGGUCCAGAUGUUUAUCGGAGACGGAGCCAAACUUGUGAGGGAUGCGUUCGCCCUGGCCAAGGAGAAAGCACCAGCAAUCAUCUUCAUUGACGAGUUGGACGCCAUCGGAACCAAGAGAUUCGACUCGGAGAAGGCUGGCGAUCGAGAGGUCCAGAGAACGAUGUUGGAACUGUUGAAUCAGCUGGACGGAUUCAGCUCGACGGCUGAUAUCAAGGUUAUUGCGGCCACAAACCGUGUGGAUAUCCUAGACCCAGCGUUGCUCAGGUCUGGACGUCUGGAUCGUAAGAUUGAGUUCCCCCACCCCAACGAGGAGGCUAGGGCUCGCAUCAUGCAGAUUCACUCUCGUAAGAUGAACGUCAGCCCAGACGUCAACUUUGAGGAGCUCUCUCGGUCAACUGACGAUUUCAACGGGGCUCAGUGCAAGGCUGUUUGUGUUGAAGCGGGUAUGAUCGCCCUGAGGCGAGGCGCUGCGGCCGUGACUCACGAGGACUUCAUGGACGCUAUCCUCGAGGUUCAAGCCAAGAAGAAGGCCAACUUGAACUACUAUGCCUAAUGUGGAGUGGUUGGUGUGCUGCUUAUGUGACUCUUUUUGUUAAUCUUAAGAAAUAUAAUUUAUAAUUCUCUUGUAA
Molecule: messenger RNA, 1507 nt
Organism: Macrosteles quadrilineatus (aster leafhopper)
Lineage: Eukaryota; Metazoa; Arthropoda; Insecta; Hemiptera; Cicadellidae
Product: 26S proteasome regulatory subunit 6A-B
Exons: 9
Coding region: 136-1431 (431 amino acids)
Biological process (GO): proteasome-mediated ubiquitin-dependent protein catabolic process
Cellular component (GO): proteasome regulatory particle, base subcomplex
Molecular function (GO): proteasome-activating activity; ATP binding; ATP hydrolysis activity
Source: RefSeq, a predicted model, not a curated record